AUGAAAGAUCAAUUGAAAAACAAAUCCGAAGAGUACCAGAAGCUGCUCCUAUCAGCGUCCAUAAGGAGAGAGGCAAAACAAAAUGAAGAAAAUAAAAAGGCGAAAAAGCAACAAUGUGGCAACAAUGACAAUAAUGAUUUUAUCAUAUACAUGGAAUUUAAAUUUGAGAAUUUAAUCCUUUCUAGGUAUCUAUUUGAGAUCAGGGACGAGUUGGGGACGCCGAUCCGGAACAGCGUGCAGAUAACGAGGUUCAUCAUCAUGCGGAGCGAAAACCACAUCAUGGGCACGUGCGUAUCGGACAGAAUCAUCCUCUGCUACAGGAACGACAAGGAGACCACGACAAUACUGCGCACGCUCAAGGAGGAGUUAAGAAAAAACUAUUCCAUAUGUUUAACCGAUGAAGGGAACAAAGAUACAAACGGGAAUGAGAUAGAUAAAGCACUCCUCUCAUACAUCAUCCAAUUUACUCUCGUAUGUAAGUAUGUAGAAUGUGGCAAGUGGGUUCACAUAUGGGACAAUAUGGAUACCAUCAUUGAGUCCAAGUUUUGUGGAAAUAAUUCCAGUAAAUAUUUUAACUGCAUAGGCUUUAAGUUUCACAUUUUAAAUACCAAUUACAGGGUAGCUAGCCCAAAAAGAGAUUGCAUACAUUUCGUGCAAAUGCACUUAAAGGUUAUGUUAAGUAUGUAUAAAGUUCUUCCCCUGGUGGAAGAGCAGAUGUGCGAAAAUAUGUUCGUGUAUUGCCUACCUCGAUGCUCCAUGAGAGCUACCAUUUUAGAUGUUCUGGACACUUCCGAUGCAAAAGUGGAGGAACAAAAUUUCAACUACCAGGAUUACUGGCUCAACGUACACGGUUAUGUGUUAAAUCAAAAUGCUCUCAAAAAAAUAGUCAAAGUGAGGCUCUACAAAGGGGUAUUUAAUUACCCCCAAGGGGUUCUCCUAAGGGACAAUAUAUACAAAUUAAACAUAGCCGUAAAGAAUGACCCUUUUUUUUACGUCUGCAAUUUUUUGAGUACUUUUGAGUUAUUAAAAAGGGCAGAGAUAAAAUUGCUGAGGUUUUCCGAAUGUGAUGAAGGGGGGAAAAAUCUCUACGACGAUCUUCUCCCACCUCAGAAUAGCAAAAGAAUAAGAAAGGAACAAAGCGAUAAUCAGGAUGACUCCGAAUUUUAUGCCAAACUGAAUCGAAUCUGUAAACACCAAUUUGAAGGGAACAAUUUCUCUCCAUACCUUUCGCAGUCAAAUAAACUGCAAAGAACAUAUGACAAUUCGUACCAGCUGUAUGGGAAUACUUUAACUACCACCUCCGGUGUGUCGAUAAAUUUGGAUUUUUCCAAAAACAAGAAAAGUGGCAGCGGCGAGAGGGACUCUUCCAGGAGAGACUUGGACGCCUUUCUGAAGAAGUCUGCGCAGGACUACUACGCGAGAGAAGUGGAUCUCCAACAGGGGAUCAUUCAUCAUCAGCGGCGACAUGGCCCAAUUCAACAUGAGACGCAACACCACGCCGUUCCUUAUGAGGCGCGACACCCCCCCGUCCCUUAUGAGCCUCUCCCCAAACCCGACUACCGCGCAAGAAAUGCUAAUCCCCGCCGCACAGAUGACCUGAUUCACAAAACCACACAACAGGGCACCACCGUAGUGCCCACCACGGAUCACUCAAACUGCCACGCAGAGACCAAAAGGGCACAACUUGGCCAAGCUUACACGGUGGGGAAUCAGAACCAAGGUAACCAAUUGGACAAAUACCUCCACAACGUUGCAAAGAGUUACACCUCCGUGGAGGGAAAAAACAAUCCCGAUCAUAUGGCCGAGGCUAACAUUUUCGAAAGCGUAAACCCACAGAUCAUAUUUUCCAAAGAAUUUGAGAACUUUCUGGACAAUCUAGACGAAGCUGCGCUGUACCAGGAGCAGCCCCUUCUACCCCCAGUGAAUUUUGACCAACGGGAAGGGAAGCGGCCCAAUUUUCCCAUAACGACUCCACCAUUCGGCCAAAUGGGAAACCGCACGCAGGUCAAGAAGACGCAUAAAAUGACGUAG
Messenger RNA from Plasmodium inui San Antonio 1, 2031 nucleotides. RefSeq lists its product as hypothetical. The transcript has 3 exons. NCBI's taxonomy places the organism in Eukaryota, Apicomplexa, Aconoidasida, Haemosporida, Plasmodiidae. The record is from RefSeq and is a predicted model, not a curated record. The coding region runs from base 1 to 2031 and encodes 676 amino acids.